This is a messenger RNA of Cryptotermes secundus, 1293 nucleotides long. RefSeq names its product SWI/SNF-related matrix-associated actin-dependent regulator of chromatin subfamily B member 1 (gene Snr1). Lineage: Eukaryota; Metazoa; Arthropoda; Insecta; Blattodea; Kalotermitidae. Gene Ontology annotation, cellular component: nucleus; nuclear chromosome. The record is from RefSeq and is a predicted model, not a curated record. Gene Ontology annotation, biological process: chromatin remodeling; regulation of transcription by RNA polymerase II. The transcript is spliced from 9 exons. Gene Ontology annotation, molecular function: transcription coregulator activity. The coding region runs from base 27 to 1136 and encodes 369 amino acids.
AGCAAUGAAGCCAUCGAAGGACUAAAAUGGCUCUGAGAACUUACGGUGACAAGCCAAUUAGUUUUCAAGUAGAAGAAAAUGGGGAGUACUACUGUAUUGGAUCUGAGGUUGGGAAUUACCUGCGCUUGUUUCGUGGGUCCCUAUACAAGAAGUAUCCUGGGAUGUACCGCAGGAGCAUCACAAAUGAUGAAAGAAAGAAAUUGGUUGAACUGGGUUUAAGCCAACAUGUAUUGGCAUCAAGUGUUUCUCUCCUGCGAGCUUCUGAAGUAGAGGACGUAAUUGAUGGCAAUGAUGAAAAGUACAAAGCUGUGUCUGUCCAUUCAUCAGAACCUCCAAUUCCGAGGGAAGGAAAGUCAAAAAAAAGCAUGCCAUGGGUGCCAUCAUUGCCCAACAGCUCACACCUUGAUGCUGUUCCUCAGGCUACACCAAUCAACAGAAACAGAGUCAGUAACAAAAAAGUUCGAACAUUCCCGCUAUGUUUUGAUGAUACAGACCCUUCAACAAUUGCUGAAAAUGCUUCUCAGGUUGAACUGCUAGUUCCAAUUCGACUGGACAUGGAAAUAGAAGGACAGAAGUUGCGUGAUACUUUCACAUGGAACAAAAAUGAGAGUUUAAUCACUCCAGAACAAUUUGCUGAGGUUCUGUGUGAUGAUCUGGAUCUGAACCCAUUGACAUUUGUACCUGCAAUAGCUCAGGCCAUACGUCAGCAGAUUGAUGGCUUUCCAACAGACAGCAUUAUUGAAGAGAACUGUGACCAAAGGGUUAUUAUCAAGUUGAACAUCCAUGUUGGCAAUACUUCUCUAGUGGAUCAGGUUGAGUGGGAUAUGAGUGAAAAGGAUAACAACCCAGAACAUUUUGCAAUGAAAUUAUGUGCAGAACUGGGUUUGGGAGGUGAAUUUGUUACAGCAAUUGCAUACAGUAUCCGUGGACAGCUUAGUUGGCAUCAAAGGACAUAUGCAUUUAGUGAAGCUCCUCUUCCUACAGUAGAAGUUCCUUUUCGGCCACCAUCUGAAGCUGACCAGUGGUCACCAUUCCUUGAGACUCUCACUGAUGCUGAGAUGGAAAAGAAAAUUCGUGACCAGGAUCGAAACACUAGGCGGAUGCGUCGGUUGGCAAAUACAACACCUGGCUGGUAAAGUAAGAUGCCAUGGCAACAGUAUUUAUUGUUUCUGUUCAAGAUCUGUAAGAGUGUCAUGAUAAAAUUUGGUAAUACAGUUCUGUGUGUAUUACUGAAUUAAAAUUUAAAGACAGUAGUUGUAUAAUUUAAUCCUAAUUAAAGAUGAGAGUAAAAAA